AUGGAGGACGAAAUGUACGGAGUCCCGCCGUCGUCGAUGACGGUGUACUCAGACAGGGCGCCGUUGACACCGGACAACCUAAUAUUCCCGGUUGAGUACCACAGCUUCCUGAUGUCCACCGGCGCUCGGAUUCCUAUGUUCGGAUCCGACGAGCUUCUCUCGGCUGCAGCCUCCGGCGUAACGGCCAUCACAGAAGCGGAACCCUCUUCCAACAUCGUCGUCCCCGAAAUCCUUCAGCGUCACCACUCCCACGACGCGGCUUCUUCCUCUCACAUGAAGGCCAAAAUCGCUUCUCACCCUUACUACCCUCGCCUCCUCCAAGCCUACAUCGAUUGCCAGAAGGUGGGAGCGCCUCCAGAGAUAGCAAGUUUGUUAGAGGAGAUACAGCGAGAAAACGACCUUUGCAAGGGGGACGUGAAUUCCACGUGCAUAGGAGCCGAUCCCGAGCUCGACGAGUUCAUGGAAACAUACUGUGACAUGCUGGUGAAGUAUAAGUGCGAUCUGACUCGGCCUUUCGAGGAAGCGAGCAGCUUCCUCAACAAGAUCGAAACGCAGCUCAGCAAUCUCUGCUGCACAGGUGCUUCCGCUCCAGCAUCACUUUCCGAUGAUGAUGGGGGUGCAUCAUCGGAGGAAUAUUUAAGUGGUGGUGGUGGAGAUGCUGAUAUUCAAGAUGGGCAAUCACAAUCACAAUCACGGGUUGAAGAUCGUGAUCUUAAGGAUAAGCUGUUACGCAAGUUUGGUAGUCACAUUAGUUCUUUGAAAUUUGAGUUCUCAAAGAAGAAAAAAAGGGGCAAGCUACCCAAAGACGCUAGGCAAACUCUCCUUCAGUGGUGGAACAUACACUACAAAUGGCCCUAUCCAACGGAAGCUGAUAAGGUUGCACUGGCGAAGUCGACAGGGCUAGAUCAGAAGCAAAUUAACAAUUGGUUUAUUAAUCAAAGAAAGCGUCAUUGGAAACCCUCGGAGAACAUGCAGUUUAAUUUCUAUGAUGAUUCCUCUAAAAGUUUUAUGACAAAAAAAAAAUAA
Messenger RNA from Arachis stenosperma, 1026 nucleotides. Its product is annotated as homeobox protein knotted-1-like 6. The record is from RefSeq and is a predicted model, not a curated record. Gene Ontology annotation, molecular function: DNA-binding transcription factor activity, RNA polymerase II-specific; DNA binding. NCBI's taxonomy places the organism in Eukaryota, Viridiplantae, Streptophyta, Magnoliopsida, Fabales, Fabaceae. Bases 1 to 1026 code for a protein of 341 amino acids. Gene Ontology annotation, cellular component: nucleus. Gene Ontology annotation, biological process: regulation of DNA-templated transcription. The transcript has 6 exons.